AUGGGUUCUGGGAAAGCCUUCCUCUUUUCCCCUUCCCUCCUGUGGAGCCAAACUAGAGGAGUGAGGUUGAUAUUCUUGUUACUAACCCUGCAUCUGGGAAACUGCGUUGAUAAAACAGAUGAUGAAGAUGACGAAGAUUUAACUAUGAACAAAACAUGGGUCUUGGCACCAAAGAUUCAUGAAGGAGAUAUCACACAAAUUCUCAACUCUUUGCUUCAAGGUUAUGAUAACAAACUUCGUCCAGAUAUAGGCGUGAGACCCACAGUAAUAGAAACUGAUGUUUAUGUAAACAGCAUUGGACCUGUUGAUCCCAUAAACAUGGAGUACACAAUAGACAUAAUUUUUGCCCAAACCUGGUUUGACAGCCGUUUAAAGUUCAAUAGCACCAUGAAAGUGCUUAUGCUUAACAGCAAUAUGGUGGGAAAAAUUUGGAUUCCUGAUACUUUCUUCAGGAACUCAAGAAAGUCUGAUGCACAUUGGAUAACAACGCCUAAUCGCCUGCUGCGGAUUUGGAGUGAUGGAAGGGUCCUCUACACUCUACGAUUAACGAUUAACGCAGAAUGCUAUCUUCAACUUCAUAAUUUUCCUAUGGAUGAGCAUUCCUGUCCACUGGAAUUUUCAAGCUAUGGAUACCCUAAAAAUGAAAUUGAGUACAAGUGGAAAAAGCCCUCUGUGGAAGUAGCUGAUCCCAAGUACUGGAGAUUAUAUCAGUUUGCCUUUGUAGGGUUACGAAAUUCUACUGAAAUCUCUCACACAAUCUCUGGUGAUUAUAUUAUCAUGACUAUUUUUUUUGACCUGAGCAGACGGAUGGGCUAUUUCACGAUUCAGACGUACAUUCCGUGUAUUCUAACAGUUGUUCUUUCCUGGGUGUCUUUUUGGAUCAAUAAAGAUGCAGUACCUGCUAGAACAUCCCUGGGUAUCACUACAGUUUUGACUAUGACAACCCUCAGUACAAUUGCUAGAAAAUCAUUACCUAAGGUUUCUUACGUGACAGCAAUGGAUCUCUUUGUCUCUGUGUGUUUCAUUUUUGUGUUCGCAGCACUCAUGGAGUAUGGAACAUUGCAUUAUUUUACUAGUAACAAUAAGGGAAAAACCACCAGAGACAGGAAGCUGAAAAACAAGACUUCGGUAUCCCCAGGUCUCCAUGCUGGAUCUACUCUGAUUCCCAUGAACAGCAUUUCUUUGCCUCAAGGGGAAGAUGAUUAUGGUUACCAGUGUUUGGAAGGCAAAGACUGUGCUAGCUUUUUCUGUUGCUUCGAAGACUGCAGAACUGGGUCCUGGAGAGAAGGAAGAAUACACAUACGCAUUGCCAAAAUUGAUUCCUACUCCAGAAUCUUUUUCCCAACAGCUUUUGCCUUGUUCAAUCUGGUUUACUGGGUUGGAUACCUAUACUUAUAA
Molecule: messenger RNA, 1398 nt
Organism: Apodemus sylvaticus (European woodmouse)
Lineage: Eukaryota; Metazoa; Chordata; Mammalia; Rodentia; Muridae
Gene: Gabrg1
Product: gamma-aminobutyric acid type A receptor subunit gamma1
Exons: 9
Coding region: 1-1398 (465 amino acids)
Biological process (GO): monoatomic ion transmembrane transport; gamma-aminobutyric acid signaling pathway; regulation of postsynaptic membrane potential
Cellular component (GO): GABA-A receptor complex; postsynapse; synapse
Molecular function (GO): transmitter-gated monoatomic ion channel activity involved in regulation of postsynaptic membrane potential; inhibitory extracellular ligand-gated monoatomic ion channel activity; GABA-gated chloride ion channel activity
Source: RefSeq, a predicted model, not a curated record